This is a messenger RNA of Penicillium expansum, 963 nucleotides long. Its product is annotated as RTA1 domain-containing protein. Lineage: Eukaryota; Fungi; Ascomycota; Eurotiomycetes; Eurotiales; Aspergillaceae. Bases 1 to 963 code for a protein of 320 amino acids. Gene Ontology annotation, cellular component: fungal-type vacuole; plasma membrane. The record is from RefSeq and is a predicted model, not a curated record. The transcript is spliced from 3 exons.
AUGAGCAAUUCAACUGAUCCAUCCGAUUAUUGCACGCUGGCCAUUUGUCCAUUAAGCGAAGCACACGUUGAAUACGUGCCUUCACUAGCCGGAAAUGCCUUCUACCUGGCCCUUUUUGCGGUCCUGUUGGUAGCCCAGCUGGUCCUGGGCAUUCGAUAUCGCACCUGGGGCUACCUCGGUGGUUUAUUUGGUGGCAUAGUACUGGAAAUAAUUGGAUAUGCUGGACGAGUGCAGAUGCAUUAUAAUCCAUUCCUCUUCAACCCUUUCCUUGAAUAUCUGAUCUGCCUCACAAUUGGCCCCGCAUUUAUCAGUGCCUCGAUCUAUAUAUGUCUCGGGCGGAUUGUCGUCAUAUAUGGAGAGAACAUUUCGCGCCUCAGUCCUCGGGCUUACACUAUAGUCUUCAUCGUCUGUGAUGUGGUUUCACUGCUGCUCCAGGCUUCAGGAGGCGCUGUUACCUCUAUCGCCGAUGCGGACCAGCCUGACAUGGCUCAAGCUGGCAUUAAUACCAUGAUCGCCGGUCUAUCGUUCCAGGUUGCCUCACUCGCUAUCUUCAUGGCGUUUUGUCUGGAUUUUGCCUGGAAAGUGUAUAGGAACCAGCACGAACUCAACCCGGACACACACCUGAUCGAUCUCCGCAAUAGUAUCAAGUGGAAAGCGUUCCUAGUUGGUCUGGCCCUAGCAACGAUUACCAUUUUCACUCGUUCUGCCUUCCGAGUUGCAGAGCUCCAGGGUGGAUUCCACAGCUCAUUGGCAAACGAUGAGGUUGUCUUCAUGAUCCUGGAGGGAGCUAUGCUCUCAAUUGCGCUUUUAUCUAUGACUAUUCUCCACCCCGGUAUAUGCUUCGAUGGUCAAUGGAAUAAGACGAAGUGGUCAUUUCGCAAAUCGCGUGACAGUGAGAUGAGUUUGAUAGGGAUCGAGGAUGGGCAGGCGAAGGCCAGGCAAUUUGAUUCUGCAUCAAACUGA